Molecule: messenger RNA, 19790 nt
Organism: Coregonus sp. 'balchen'
Lineage: Eukaryota; Metazoa; Chordata; Actinopteri; Salmoniformes; Salmonidae
Source: the annotation of a GenBank genome assembly
GCACUAAGCAGGAGGGGGCCAUCGAGGCCAUGGCCUGUAUCUUUCAUACGUUGUCACGCAGUUAGACAUGUUCCCAUACUACAUACUAUAUGAUUUUUUAUAAAUAGGGUUGGAAAAUUAUAUGCCAUGUAGCAGACACUUUUAUCUAGGGCCGGGACGAUACCAGUAUAAGCGAUUCUCGUUAGUAUCGUGGCAAGGAAACAAAACACAAAGCGGAUUUAACUUAUUUAGGAAAAGAGCUCUGUUGGAAACAAACAUCAUUAUGUUGUCAUCCAGAGUCACAUUUAUUUAUUUAAAGGACCAAAGAGUUUGGUUUGCUUCGUGUUUUCAUUUUUGCAUACACUUUAAGUAUAUGUGACUCCAGUGGGAAUCGAAUCCAUGACCAUCCAAGACCUGAUGUAACUGAAAGUAUUUGAGGUUCACUAUGGGUGUAAUGACACCAGGGGAGUGGGUGUCAUUGUCGUGUGGUUGGUUGUCCUUGACCCCUUGGCCCCCCCAGGUGUGAUGGAGCAGUUGGAUGUGGACAUCGUGCCAUACAUUGUGCUGCUGGUGGUGCCGGUGCUGGGCCGCAUGAGUGACCCCAGUGACAGCGUCCGUUUCAUGGCCACGCAGUGCUUCGCCACCCUCAUCCGCCUGCUACCCCUGGAGGUAUACACACACACAAACCAAUACAGAACAGUCAGUAUGUUUUAAGGAAAUUCGUUUGAGCAAGUAUUUAUUUAGGAGUAGUUAUUAGCUUUUUUGGGAUUACAUUUACAUUUUAGUAAUUUAGCAGACGCUCUUAUCCAGAGCGACUUACAGUUAGUGAGUGCAUACAUUUUCAUACUGGCCCCCCGUGGGAAACGAACCCACAACCCUGGCGUUGCAAAUGCCAUGCUCUACCAACUGAGCUACAGGGGACUACAUGCCAGGUGAUUCUGUGCAGUCCGAAUGCAAUGUAGUCAAUUUCAAACAUUCACUAGAUCUGCCAUAUACAGUGCAUUCAGAAAGUAUUCAGACCCCUUGGCGUUUUCCACAUUUUGUUACAGCCUUAAUCUAAAAUGGAUUCAAUCGUUUUUUCCCCCUCCUCAAUCUACACACAAUACCCCAUAAUGACAAAGCAAAAACUGGUUUUUAAAAAUGUUUGCAAAUGUAUUCAAAAUAAAAAAACUAAAAUACUUAGGUAUACAGACCCUUUACUCAGUACUUUGUUGAAGAACCUUUGGCAGCGAUUACAGCCUCGAGUCUUCUUUGGUAUGACGCUACAAGCUUGGCACACCUGUAUUUGGGGAGUUUCUCCUGUUCUCUGCAGAUCCUCUCAAGCUCUGUCAGGUUGAAUGGGGAGCGUCGCUGCACAGCUAUUUUCAGGUCUCUCCAGAGAUGUUCGAUCGGGUUCAAGUCCAGGCUCUGGCUGGGCCACUCAUUGACAUUCAGAGACUUUUCCCGAUGCCACUCCUGCGUUGUCUUGGCUGUGUGCAUAGGGAAGAUGUCCUGUUGGAAGGUGAACCUUCGCCCCAGUCUGAGGUCCUGAGCGCUCUGGAGCAGGUUUUCAUCAAGAAUCUCUGGAUACUUUGCUCUGUUUAUCUUUCCCUCGAUCCUGACUAGUCUCCCAGUCCCUGCCGCUGAAAAACAUCCCCUCAGCAUGAUGCUGCCACCACCAUGCUUCACCGUAGGGAUGGUGCCAGGUUUCCUCCAGACGUGACGGUUGGCAUUCAGGCCAAAGAGUUCAAUCUUGGUUUUAUCAGACCAGAGAAUCUUGUCUCAUGGUUUGAGAGUCCUUUUAGGUGCCUUUUGCCAAACUCCAAGCGGGCUGUCAUGUGCCUUUUUACUGAGGAGUGGCUUCUGUCUGGCCACUCUACCAUAAAGGCCUGAUUGAUGGAGUGCUGUUUUGGUACCCUUCCCCAGAUCUGUGCCUUGACACAAUCCUGUCUCUGAGCUCUACGGACAAUUCCUUCGACCUCAUGGCUUGGUUUUUGACAUGCACUGUCAACUGUGGGACCAAUCAAUUGAAUUUACCACAGGUGGACUCCAAUCAAGUUGUAGAAACAUCUCAAAGAUGAUCAAUGGAAACAGAAUGCACCUGAGAUCAAUUUUGAGUGCCAUAGCAAAGGGUCUGAAAACUUAUGUAAAUAAGGUAUUUCAGUUUUUUAUUUUUAAUACAUUUGCCAAAAAAUUCUAAACUUGUUUUUGCUUUGUCAUUUUGGGGUAUUGUGUGUAGAUUUAAAAAUUAAACAAUUUUAGAAUAAGGCUAACUUAACAAUGUGGAAAAAGUCUAGGGGUCUGAAUCCUUUCCAAAUGCACUGUAUCAUUUCUUAACCCUGGGCAACAUGGGCCUGGGAGGUUUACAGGGAUAUUGGUAUCUACAGUACUCCACCAAUUCUACAUUUUUUAACUCAAUACUUCUUGUAUUUUUACGUAAAUGCACUGUAAUUUAAGCUUUAAAACUGCGGUGUUAUCUGUGCCUCGUGGCAAAAUGUGUAGUAUUGCAGGAUAUUGGUUUUGAAGUUGCAACAACAAACAAUCUCUGCCCCAUGACACACAAUGUGUAAAAUUGCAGGAAAUUUGCUUGAACACUGCAAAGUUCUCUCUACAAUGCCAAGAGGCUGGCCUUUAAAAUGUUCCAUCCCAGGGCCCGAGACUUGGUUCGUCCGGCCAUGCACUGUUGGAAGUCAUAGUACAACACCUCGUAUGCUAUUUUUAUCUCACUCAAGUUGUUCUGAUUAUGAGGUUGUCCCUGAUGAAUUUGCUAUCACAAAAGGGGUCCCCGGCCCAAAAAAGUUUGAGAACCCCUGAUCUACAGUGUUAUUUCCUACUGCACAAUAUGGUCAAUUCUAUUUUGACCAGUAGAAGGCAGUAUAUCUCAUUGUUAUCCUAUAUUUUAUGUGAUGGUCAUUUGGAGGAUGUGUGUUCUCCUUCCAUUUUGAUUGAAGGCGACUUUGACCUCUCAGUCAGCGGUUAAGUGUUGUCAGCUCAUUUGUUCAGUUCAGUCAGAGAUGAAGUGGGAGUAAUGAAUCAGGCACACUGCAGAACCGGACAAUUCAAUGUCAUUACCUUCCAUACCGAGACUUACAUUGUUGACUCCCGUAUUUCAUAUUUAGGAGGCUUGGCUUUUGCACCUGAUAUUAUUUGUUUAGAGAUCUUACAGCCUUUUCACACUCGUGCUGUGCCCAUUCGUAUUGCACUCAGAUAUUUUAUUUUCUCAUUGUCCUUUCCAGCAAGGUUCCAGCAACUAUGGUGGAUGCUAAACCAGGCCAGCGAAGUACAGUUGGGCUUGGUUCGGCUUAGUGGUGUGAGAAGGGUAUGAGUUUUGAGUCCUAUUUAUUAUUAUUUUUUUUAGGCGGGUAUCCCGGACCCUCCCACCAUGUCGGACGAUCUGAUUCGCCAAAAGGCCAGAGAGCGUCACUUUCUGGAGCAGCUGCUUGACGGCAGGAAGCUGGAGAACUACAAGAUCCCUGUGCCCAUCCAGGCCGAGCUCCGCAAGUAUCAGCAGGUGUGUUUACAAAUCUGUGUUUACAUGUCUAUCUUUUUACUUUUCUGUGUUUGUUUACACAUGUUUCUAUAUGUGUGUUUUAGAGAUGGAUCAAUAAUCAGUAGAACCGCUAUUAGCCCUUUCAUUUACAUUACAUUUACAUUACAUUUUUGUCAUUUAGCAGACGCUCUUAUCCAGAGCGACUUACAGUUAGUGCAUACAUUAUUUUAUCGAACCCACAACCCUGGCGUUGCAAACGCCAUGCUCUACCAACUGAGCUACAUCCCCUGCCGGCCAAAUCCCUCCCCUACCCUGGACGACGCUGGGCCAAUUGUGCGCGCCGCCCCAUGGGUCUCCCGGUCGCGGCCGGCUACGACAGAGCCUGGAUUCGAACCAGGAUCUCUAGUGGCACAGUUUAGCACUGCGAUGCAGUGCCUUAGACCACUGCGCCACUCGGGAGUAUAGUCUAUUGAUGCGCCUUUCCUAGUCUAUCGGCUAUUGGCCCUUGACUAUAGGUGCAGUGUCAAACUACUGCAAGCUACAGCCGGCGCAUAUUUAUUGGAAAGGCGCAUCAAUCUCAUCACCUUGCACUUGAUCUUUUAUUUCAAUCUGAAUGCUUUCCUGACAUCUCGUAGUGGGAGGACUACACAUGACAAAGCAAAAACAUUUACAUGAGUAUUCAGACCCUUUACUCAGUACUUUGUUGAAGCACCUUUGGCAGCGAUUACAGCCUGGAGUCUGACACUACAAACUUGGCACACCUGUAUUUGGGGAGUUUCUCCCAUUCUUCUCUGCAGAUCCUCUCAAGGUCUGUCAGGUUGGAUGGGGGAGUGUUGCUGCACAGCUAUUUUCGUGUUCAAGUCCAGGCACUGGCUGGCCCACUCAAGGACAUUCAGAGACUUGUCCACUCAAGGACAUUCAGAGACUUGUCCCGAAGCUACUCCUGCGUUGUCUUGGCUGUGUGCUUAGGGUCGUUGUCCUGUUGGAAGUUGAACCUUCGCCCCAGUCUGAGGUCCUGAGUGCUCUGGAGCAGGUUUUCAUCAAGCAUCUCUCUGUACUUUGCUCCUUUUCAUCUUUCCCUUGAUCCUGACUAGUCUCCCAGUCCCUGCCGCUGAAAAACAUCCCCACAGCAUGACGUUGCCACCACCAUGCUUCACCGAAGGCAUGGUAUUGGCUAGGUGAUUAGCGGUGCCUAGUUUCUUCCAGAAGUGACGCUUGGCAUUCAGGCUAAAGAGUUCAAUCUUGGUUUCAUCAGACCAGAGAAUAUUGUUUCUCGUGGUCUGAGAGUCCUUUAGGUGCCUUUUGGCAAACUCCAAGCAGGCUGUCGUGCCUUUGAUGCCACUCCUCAGUAAAUCUGGCCACUCUACCAUAAAGGCCUGAUUUGGUGGUGCUGCAGAGAUGGUUGUCCUUCUGGAAGGUUCUCCCAUCUCCAGAGGCACUCUGGAGCUCUGUCAGUGACCAUUGGGUUCUUGGUCACCUCCCUGACCAAGGCCCUUCUCCCCCGAUUGCUCAGUUUGGCCGGGCGGCCAGCUCUAGGAAGAGUCUUGGUGGUUCCAAACUUCUACCAUUUUAAGAAUGAUGAAGGCUACUGUGUUCUUGGGGACCUUCAAUGCUGCAGAAAUGUUUUGUUACCCUUCCCUAGAUCUGUGCCUCGACACAAUCCUGUCUCGGAGCUCUACGGACAAUUCCUUCGACCUCAUGGCAUGGUUUUUGCUCUGACGUGCACUGUCAACUGUGGGACCUUUUAUAUAGACCGGUGUGUGUGCCUUUCCAAAUCAUGUCCAAUCAAUUGAAUUUACCACAGGUGGACUCCAAGUUGUAGAAACAGCUCAAGGAUGAUCAAUGGAAACGGGAUGCACCUGAGCUCAAUUUUGAGUCUCAUAGCAAAGGGUCUGAAUACUUAUGUAAAUAAGGUAUUUCAGUUUUUUUAUUAAUAAAUCCCCCCCCCCAAAAAAAAAAAAAAAAAAAACUUUUCGCUUUGUCAUUGUGGGAUGUUGUGUGUAGAUUGAGUUUUUUUUUUUAUUGAAUAUGCAUUCACCUGUAUUGUAAGUAGGUCUAGGCGUCAUCUUGAUUUACCCAGUUUAUCAAGAGGGAUUUACCGUCUUAAAUAAAUAAUUAGGUACACUGAACAAAUAUAAAUGCAACAAUAUCGAAGAGUUACAGUUCAUAUAAGGAAAUCCGUCAAUUGAAAUAAAUUCAUUAGGCCCUAAUCUACGAAUUUCACAUGACUGGGAAUACAGAUAUGCAUCUGUUGGUCACAGAUACUGUUCAAAAAAGUAGGGGCGUGGAUCAGAAAACCAAUCAGUAUCUGGUGUGACCACCAUUUGCCUCAUGCAGUGCGACACAUCUCCUUCACAUAAAGUUGAUCAGGCUGUUGAUUGUGAAUUUUGUCUUCUUCAAUGGCUGUGCGAAGUUGCUGAAUAUUGGCGGGAACUGGAACAUGGUCAUACUCGUUGAUCCAGAGCAUCCAAAACAUGCUCAAUGGGUGACAUGUCUGAGUAUGCAGGACGCUGAAACAUGAGGUGAUGGCAGUGGAUGAAUGGCACGACAAUGGGCCUCGUCAUAGUACCUCGGUACAUUCACAUUUCCGUUGAUAAAAUGCAAUUGUGUUCGUUGUCCGUAGUUUAUGCCUGCCCAUACCAUAACCCCACCACAACCAUGGGGCACUCUGUUCACAACGUUGACAUCAGCAAACCGCUCGUCCACACAACGCCAUAGCCACAGUCUGCCAUCUGCCCGGUACAGUUGAAAUCCAUGAAGAGCACACUUUUCCAGUGGCCAUUGAAGGUGAGAAUUUGCCCACUGAAGUCGGUUACAGCUCUGGAGGACAUUCCUGCAGUCAGCAUGCCAAUUGCAUGCUCCCUCAAACUUGAGACAUCUGUGGCACAUUUUAGUGGCCUUUUAUCGUCCCCAGCACAAGGUGCACAUGUGUAAUGAUCAUACUGUUUAAUCAGCUUUUUGAUAUGAUACACCUGUCGGGUGGAUGGAUUAUUUUGGCAAAGUAGAAAUUCUCAGUAACAGGGAUGUAAACACAUUUCUGGGCUCUUUUUAUUUCAGCUCAUGAAACAUGGGACCAACACUUUACAUGCUGCUUUCAUAAUUUUGUUCCGUGUAAUAAUUGACUAUUCCACCCUGACCGAGUUCUCGUGCAAUAUUUCACGCAAUAUGAUUGCAAAUGUGACUUUCAUUGACAUUAAGGUGCAGUAAUGAGGCGCUUUCAGAGCAGGGCAGAGAAAAUAAAGAAAUUACAUUUUUUGUAAAAAAUAAAAGAUAUGUAUUGCUGUUUUUUUAUAUUUUAAUGUUUUUAAAUACUUUUGUCAUCGUGGCAGAGACAUGUAUGUGUAGGCCAUCUAUCUGAUGCUGUCUGGACAAAAGUCAGAGGGGUGCUGUUUCGCUUGCUCGGGUGUUUUCUCCGGUGAGAUAUGGUCGUUUUAGCCACUUGCAAGGGAAGUUGGUGGGUGCACUGUUCAGAUGCUGUAAUUAUUUUGGAUGAACGUGCAAAGGUAGGCUACUUUUUGAAGUGAUUUGUUUGACAAUCAGAUGACAACAUGACUGGUUGUGUUCAUGGCACAUUAAAACGUAAUACAUUUUUACAGUUAAAUUACAUGUAUUUACUAUAAAACCCAUAAAUAUUUACUAUAAAACCUAAUAGAAACUUGUUGGAUAUAUUUGCAAUUCAUUUAGGAUGUUUCAGAUUAUUUUGUGCCCAAUAAAAAUGAAUGGUAAAUAGUGUUAUUUAUCUAUUCAGCGCUUUAGUCUCAUUGUUUUCUGCUAGGCUCUACAAAAAGGGUUUGCUUUUAAAUGCUGCAGGGAGGAGGGUAGCUUCUGCUGACAAAUGGCUUUUGGACAGAACAAAUAAAGAAUUGUGGAAUUGAUGGGCUUGUAUACUGUGCUGGUAUCCUGCUGAGCCCAACAUCCAUCUCUCUAGUAUAAUGGAACCCUGCAGAGUAUUGGGAUAAAACCUCUCUGCUGGUCAACACAGGAUAGGGCUACACCCAGCAUAGACUAGACUAGACUGGUGCAGAACAAGCAUGCCACUGUGACGUUCAGCGUGUUUUGAUUAGUUGUUUGGGAUACAAAGUGAUUUGAAGAUCAGUGAUUUGUGCAGUCCGACUGCUAUGUAGUCAACCUCAUAUGCACAAUAUCAGCACAGUAAAGAUGUUUGUGUGAAUCCUUUGACUCCCCAAAAACGCAGUGCAACAGCUCAUUGCAUCCCAUCAUUGUCUGCUCUGUCAUAGCUAGUAUGUAAAAUGUGAUUGACAAGGUUAUUAAAAUGAGUUGUUGAUGGACCGUUUCAAUAACUUUGAUUACAUUUACAUUUUGAUCUCUCCAGGACGGAGUGAACUGGCUGUCCUUCCUGAACAAGUACAAGCUGCACGGUAUCCUCUGUGAUGACAUGGGCCUGGGCAAGACCCUGCAGUCCAUCUGCAUCCUGGCUGGGGACCACUACCUCAGGUACUGAACUGCAUGACCACACACUAGUCACGUUCCAGGCCGACUAUAUUGCAGUUGUGCUGCAUUUAUCAACCAAUGGUUGCAACUGCAGAUUGCUAUGUCAUAAUGUGGUAAGCUGAUAUGCUAAAUACUAGGGAUGUGCAUCUUUCCCUUUCAAAAAAUCUCUGAAGCUGGAGACUCUUAUCUCCCUCACUAACUUUAAGCAUCAGUUGUCAGAGCACCUUACCGAUCACUGCACCUGUACACAGCCCAUCUGAAAUUAGCCCACCCAACUACCUCAUCCCUAUAUUGUUAUUUAUUUUGCUCUUUUGCACCCCAGUAUCUCUAUUUGCACAUAAUCUCUUGCACAUCUAGCAUUCCAGUGUUAAUACUAAUUGUAAUUAUUUUGCACUAUAGCCUAUGUAUUGCCUUACCUCCAUAACUUGCUACAUUUGCACACACUGUAUAUAUAUUUUCUGUUGUAUUUUUUGACUUUAUGUUUUUUUACCCCAUAUGUAACUCUGUUGUUUUUAUCACACUGCUUUGCUUUAUCUUGGCCAGGUCGCAGUUGUAAAUGAGAACUUGUUCUCAACUGGCUUACCUGGUUAAAUAAAGGUGAAAUAAAAUAAAUAAAUAAAAGACAAUUCAAUACGUAUCUAGAUACAUGGGCUCCAAUAAGAUACAGAAACGAUACGUUUUAGUUUGAAGCGAUUCGGUUUGAUUAGAGAACGAUACGAUUCAAUGCACUAACAUUUGUUGAAUAAACACAUUUCAGUUUCAAUUAUAUAUUAAAAUCUGCUGCUGAUAUGGAGCUCAUGAACGGGGCCUUUGUGUGGGGAAUUAUACAUGUGUAUGAGCUAAGUAGGCAGCUGAGCCAUAAGGGAGACUAGGCAUCUACCACCCCACUACCAGAUUAGGGGGUCAAUGUAGCCUGUUUUUUGUCCCCCACACUAAUUAUCUGUCAUGGUCAAAACAUAUUGAUACAACAGUAGCUAGGAUGGGGAGAUGUCUGUCCAUAAUAAAGCACUGCUCUACCUUCUUAACAGCACGAUCAACAAAACAGGUCCUACAGGCCCUAGUUUUGUCGCACAUGGACUACUGUUCAGUCGUGUGGUCAGGUGCCACAAAAAGGGACUUCAAUGUUUUUCAAUUGGCUCAGAACAGGGCAGCAUGGCUGGACCUUGGAUGUACACAGAGAGCUAACAUUAAUAACAUGCAUGUCAAUCUCUCCUGGCUGAAAGUGGAGGAGAGAUUGACUUAAUGUUGAAUGCACCGAGCUGUCUGUUUGGCGCACAGCUCGGACACCCAUGCAUACCCCACAAGACAUGCCACGAGGUCUCUUCACAGUCCCCAAGUCCAGAACAGACUAUGGGAGGUGCACAGUACUACAUAGAGCCAUGACUACAUGGAACUCUAUUCCACAUCAACUGAUGUAAGCAGUAAAAUUAGAUUUAAAAAACUGAUAAAAAUACACCUUAUGGAACAGCGGGGACUGUUAAGCAACACAAACAUAGACACAUGCAUACACACAUGAUAACAUACGCACUAUACACACACUUACACAUCGAUUUUGUAUUGUAGAUAUGUGGUAGUGGUGGAGUAGGGGCCUGAGGGCACACAACGUGUUGUGAAAUCUGAAUGUAAUGUUGCCUUGGCAGCAGUUAAUGGGGAUCCAUAAUAAAUACAAAUACAGAACUUGUAACAUCACCCACUAAAUAACUUUCAAUUUUUGCAGAUUGUGUUUGCGCUAGUAAUGUGUCAAUAUUUAUCAUUUACAAAUUAGCUAUCACAUAGCCAAUGAAUAUAUAGCACAACAACUUUGGAUUUCACCCCCAUUUCAAAAUCGAAUGGUUUUGACCGUUUGGAAGUUUUUGCGGAGUGAUCUCUUCUCCUCUGGCUUUGGCCAUGCAGUGCGCUUUGCAAAAGUGAUUGCUGUCCUCGUUAUGAAAUUAUCCAUCUUUCCCUGUAUAUCACAAAAUUACCAUAUACAGUGCCUUUGGAAAGUAUUCAGACCCCUUGACCUUUUCCAUCUUUUUGUUAUGUUACAGUCUUAUUUUAAAAUUGAUUAAAUUGUUUUUUUCCCCUCAUCAAUCUACACACAAUACCCCAUAAUGACGAAGCAAAAACAGGUUUUUAGAAAUUUUUGCAAAGGUAUAUAAUCUUUUGCCAUCAUCAGUUCUUUUUAAGUCUUGGUUCCAAUAGUUUAUAUUUUUAUCUAAGAGAUUGUCAGUUGGAUAGGCUCUCUGCAUGGUUUUGUAUACUUUCCCUAUCAUAUGAACAUCCUUUUCUGACUCAAAUAAGGUUCCCUCCAGGUUGCUCUGAUGAUUUUCAUGAUGUGUAAUGUUUAAGUGAAUCUAUAUUGGUCAGUCCAAAAUUGCUUUUUAAUUCUGUCAUGGAAAUAAAUGUGUUUUCUGUUACCAAGUCAUUUAUGCCUUUUAAUUUUGCAUGUGGACCAAUUUAUCGGUGAAUUCUGAAAAGCUAUCCAAGGAUUGUUCCAUAAGGUUGUUUUUAGGGAGUAAUAUUGGUUCUUAGCUUGAUCCUUUUUUGAAAAUAGACACGUAAAAAUAUUCUGGGGAUGAGCAUGUGCAUCUUCAAUAUGUACCCAUUGUUCCUCUUUAGUGCAUUUAACUACAGUGGCUUGCGAAAGUAUUCACCCCCCCUUGGCAUUUUUCCUAUUUUGUUGCCUUACAACCUGGAAUUAAAAUAGGUUUGUAUCAUUUGAUUUACACAACAUGCCUACCACUUUGAAGAUGCCCCCCAAAAAAUGGGGUGAAACAAACAAGAAAUAAGACAAACAGAACUUGAGCGUGCAUAAUUAUUCACCCCUCCAAAGUCAAUACUUUGUAGAGCCACCUUUUGCAGCAAUUACAGCUGCAAGUCUCUUGGGGUAUGACUCUUUAAGCUUGGCACAUCUAGCCACUGGGAUUUUUGCCCAUUCUUCAAGGCAAAACUGCUCCAGCUCCUUCAAGUUGGACGGGUUCCGCUAAUGUUCAGCAAUCUUUAAGUCAUACCACAGAUUCUCAAUUGGAUUGAGGUCUGGGCUUUGACUAGGCCAUUCCAAGACAUAUUUAAAUGUUUCCCCUUAAACCACUCAAGUGUUGCUUUAGCAGUAUGCUUAGGGUCAUUGUCCUGCUGGAAGGUGAACCUCUGUCCCAGUCUCAAAUCUCUGGAAGACUGAAACAGGUUUCCCUCAAUGUCCCUGUAUUUAGCGCCAUCCAUCAUUCCUUCAAUUCUGACCAGUUUCCCAGUCCCUGCCGAUGAAAAACAUGGUGUUCUAGGGGUGAUGAGAGGUGUUGGGUUUGCACCAGACAUAGCAUUUUCCUUGAUGGCCAAAAAGCUCAAUUUUAGUCUCAUCUGACCAUAGUACCUUCUUCCAUAUGUUUGGGGAGUCUCCCACAUGGCUUUUGGUUAACACCAAACGUGUUUGCUUAUUUUUUUUCUUUAAGCAAUGGCUUUUUUCUGGCCACUCUUCCGUAAAGCCCAGCUCUGUGGAGUGUACGGCUUAAAGUGGUCCUAUAGACAGAUACUCCAAUCAAUUUGCAGCUCCUUCAGGGUUAUCUUUGGUCUCUUUGUUGCCUCUCUGAUUAAAGCCCUCCUUGCCUGGUCCGUGUGUUUUGGUGGGUGGCCCUCUCUUGGCAGGUUUGUUGUGGUGCCAUAUUCUUUCAAUUUUUUAAAUAAUGGAUUUAAUGGUGCUCCGUGGGAUGUUCAACGUUUCGGAUAUUUUUUUAUAACCCAACCCUGAUCUGUACUUCUCCACAACUUUGUCCCUAACCUGUUUGGAGAGCUCCUUGGUCUUCAUUGUGCCGCUUGCUUGGUGGUGCCCCUUGCUUAGUGGUGUUGCAAACUCUGGGGCCUUUCAGAACAUUGUGUGUGUGUGUAUAUAUAUAUAUAUAUACUGAGAUCAUGUGACACUUAGAUUGCACACAAGUGGACUUUAUUUAACUAAUUAUGUGACUUCUGAAGGUAAUUGGUUGCACCAGAUCUUAUUUAGGGACUUCAUAACAAAGGGGGUGAAUACGUAUGCACGCACCACUUUUCCGCUAUUUAUUUUUUUAUAAUUUUUUUAAACUAAUUUUUUUCAUUUCACUUCACCAAUUUGGACUAUUUUGUGUAUGUCCAUUACAUGAAAUCCAAAUAAAAAUCAAUUUAAAUUACAUGCAACAAAAUAGGAAAAACGCCAAGGGGGCUGAAUACUUUUGCAAGGCACUGUAUGUUGCAAGUAAAAGCCUUGGGUAGCUUGUUGAUACAAUUCCAAGUCUGGAAGGUUAAAACCACCCUCAGAUUUAGGAAGAUGUAAAACGUUUUUUUUUAUUCUAGUAAUUUAUUUGCCAUAUAAAGUCUUAUGACAGAGUAUACUUUUGAAAGAAUGUCUUCGGUGGGGUAAUUGGUAUUACCGAAAAUAAAUACAAAAACUUUGGCAGCCAUGCCAUUCUAAAGAGGUUUAUUCUACCUGUAAGAUUUAUGGUAAGAUUAUUCCAUUUAAUUAGACCUGCUUUCAUAUUGUUGAGUAAUGGAAUAAAGUUAUCUUUAUAUAUUUGUUAGUUGUCACUUAAAUAUUUUCUGGUGCUCCUAAAUGCACCAGUGCUACCAAUUUUUUUUCUUUUCUUUUUUCUUUAAUUUUUCAUUUCUAUUUGGAGCCCUGGUCACAUGCAGUUUCACACUGAAGGAGAGGACACAUCAGUUGUCACAGAAGAUUAAAGGUAUUUUUGGAGGGUAGAAAGAAUAUUUUAUGAGCAAAAUAAAUAAUUUGAACCGGCGAUUCGUAACGUUUGAAUAGAUGUUCUGACCGAUGCAUGCUACAUUUGGAUCAGUUUGGGGUUCACGGACCAACGCAAUUGUAUCUUAAACGUUUGAAUCGGGGACCGAUGCGUGUCAGUGAAUUGUUACAUCCCUACUAAAUACCUAUCCAGGCGUUGUGAAAUCUGGCAGGCAACUGCAAUGUAGUCGUCCUGGAAUGCGCCCACAGUUUGACUUUCAACUGUACGCCUUCAGCACAUUGGAGAGGCUCCUCUGUUGUUAAAGGAGUUGUCAUAUUAAUUGUUACAUUGUGUGCAGGGUGCAGGAGUAUGCCAAAACCAAGGCGGCAGACAGCACCCCCCUGCCCUCUCUGGUGGUGUGCCCCCCCACCCUGACAGGUCACUGGGUGGACGAGGUGGGCAAGUUCUGCACCAAAGAGUACCUGAACCCCCUGCACUACACGGGACCCCCUACAGAGCGAGCACGGUAAGACCCCUUUACCAACCCUGACCCACCCAAACAUACACAUGAUUCCACCACAGAGACAUUGUGUAGGAGAACACAGCAUCAUUUGUUUCAAUUAUUCACGUAAAAAUAUUUCAUGAUAUCUUGUUUUUUGUAUUGCAGGUUACAGCAUCAAGUGAAAAAGCACAACCUGGUAGUAGCCUCUUACGAUGUUGUACGGAACGACAUUGACUUUUUUAGGUUAUUUAUUUAUUUAUUUAUUUAUUUAUAUAUAUAUAUAUAUAUAUAUAUAUUGCCAUAGAACAAAAUAUAUCUUCUUUGGAAGGCUGGAUAAGUGAUUUUAUAAAUAACAUAUGUAUAAAUAAUUUUUUUAGGAAUAUACAUUUCAAUUACUGUAUCCUCGACGAGGGCCAUGUGAUCAAGAACGGGAAGACCAAGCUCUCAAAAGCCAUAAAGCAGUUGGCGGCCAACUUCCGAGUUAUCCUAUCAGGAACGCCCAUCCAGGUGGGGGCAUGAAACUUUUUCCAAUUUUAGUCCGUGAAGAAUGAGCAAAGGCUUCUGCAGUGGAAAUGCAUCUGAUUUUAAGUUGCUAACACACUUGCAGUGUUUUUGUUUUGGCACUUUGGUACUAAUCUUUAAUGUAAGACCAUGAUCCUCUUGAGCCUGUUCUGUGCUCACUGCAUUAGAUGAAUCUUGCCUAAUCAUUUCUCUAUUCUGGCCUAAUGAUUCCAGUUCCUCCACUCUGUGGGGUGGUUGGAGUUAUUGGUUUUCCAUUGACAGGUGUAUUAGUGGAUGAAAUGAAAUAAGGACAUUAUGCCAAGCCUGUGACAAUAGUGGUGAUGUAGGCCAGAUUGUGGAUGCUUAUUGUCUACUCUGCUACUGUAGACUUCUGUUAGAUGAGUUCAGCCCAAGCAUUCAGAAUACUUGUAAAUCUCAGCAUUUAUUUCAGUCUAAUACAACUCGCUCUCUGUCUCUCCUUCUUCCACCUCUCCUCAGAAUAAUGUUCUGGAGCUGUGGUCGCUCUUUGACUUCCUCAUGCCCGGCUUCCUGGGCACAGAACGCCAGUUUGCUGCCCGCUACGGCAAGCCCAUCCUGGCCAGCCGUGACGCCAAGAGCUCGUCGCGCGAGCAGGAGGCCGGUAAGAUCUAAUUUUGGUGUGGUCAUCAGCCCUGAGUGCCUAACAAUGAGUGCACGGAAGCUGGAUCUGGUUCAUUUGGCACUAGGAAUAGGUUGUGAGGAUAUCAGUCUCGUGAUAUUGCAAUACUCUAUUUUCCAUGGCAAAAAUUGUAACCCGAUGCGGACAACUCUUUGGUCCUUUAACCUGUUAAAGCAUUUUCAUUUGAAAGGUACAGCCCUGGUCUUUUUGGAAAUUAAACUCAAUUCUUACUGCUGGCAAUGUCAUAAACCCCCCCCCCCACUGCCAUAAAUCAUGCGCUAUGGUCAUAUUCUUAAGAGUAUGCAAUGUAGGUCAAGUCACCAAAAGUGCAGACAUUUCGUGUGCAUGGAAAGGGUACAUCCUUUGUGUCUAAUAGCUAGGGUCAUUUUAAGAUGUCAGGCUUGAAAAUCCGUUCAGCCAUUUUGGCACAGUGACUCGCUACCCAAACCAGAUGCAACUUUCAAGUGGCCAAGACACGUGAUCGAUCUACUGCUGUCUAAUGGACGAACUGGGAUUCAGACGGGGGAUAUAUUUACAUCAAUGGAUAGGUAGACUUUAGCUUUCUCAUAUGUAUAUCAUUGCUGUACAACUAAUGAUUCCUGAAAUACGAAAAACAUGCCCUGCGCUUUUAAGAUAGUGGUGUUCCUAUAGGCAUUUUAGAACGACACCAUUGGGUAAAAUAUCGGACUUUAUUUUUUCUUCCCUUCAUUAACAUAUUAUUUUUGGAACAGUAAUUGAUGACCUGUUUUAUGUCAAACCUAGACUUUCAAAUCUCUUAUUCCCCAACAUUUUGACAAUUGGGGGGAUUCCCCCCCACUCACACUGACAGUGGUGUUAGUAUCUUGUAAUGACGGUGUUCCCCUCCAGGGGUGCUGGCCAUGGAGGCGCUGCAUCGCCAGGUUCUGCCCUUCCUCUUGAGGAGGAUGAAGAAGGACGUGCUGCAGGACCUGCCCCCCAAGAUCAUCCAGGACUACUACUGCAACCUCAGCCCUCUACAGGUACACCACAUAGAGGAUCUUUGAAACACUUAUAACGCCAUGUAGAUGCCAUCUUCAUAAGAAGAGAAGAGCAUUCGCUUGUGUGUAUUCCACUUUCUAGUCACCAUAGAAACUAAGGCUGAGGCUGCAACAAAUCUUAAUGUUUCAAUCCAUUAAAUGAAAGCCUCGUCUGUAGCUUGUUGUAUACAUACAAUCUGUGUGCGUAUUUGAUGUUGACUACAUUGCAGAUGGACUAUGUAGAAUCACUGAUCUACAAAUCACAGUUCAUCCCAAAUAACUACUCAUUGUGAUUUUAGAUUAGCAAUUCUGUGCCUCCCAUUGCUCAAACUGAUCCCCUCAAACAUUCUCUCUCUGUGUCUGUCUCUCUGUCUGCAGGUUCAGCUGUAUGAGGACUUUGCCAAGUCCCGGGCCAAGGUCGGUGUGGAGGACACCAUCUCUACAGCCUCCACCCAGGAGGAGGAGAAGCCCAAGCUGAAGGCCACGGGCCACGUGUUCCAGGUACACACACACACACACACACACACACACACACAUACACACAUACCCAUACACACAUACACACACAUACACACACACACAAUGUAUGUGACUGCCUCACACACACAAUGUAUGUGACUGCCUUUGUAGUUUUUGGAUUGUCCCUGACCAUGAAAGGGGCUUUUUUCUCCACUGAGCUUCUCACACAUGUGAAUGCAUUGAAAUGUUAAGUCUGUGUGUAUACCAUACUUGGUACUUAUGUUAACGUCCUCUUCCCUCUCCAGGCUCUGCAGUACUUGAGGAAGCUGUGUAACCACCCAGGCCUGGUACUGCUGCCACAGCACCCUGAGUACAAGCGCAUCACAGACCAGCUGGCAGCACAACACUCCAGCCUCCGAGACAUCCAGCAUUCGCCUAAACUCUCAGCCCUCAAACAGGUACCACUCUACCCCUAUACCUUACCUCUGGGUACCACUCAUUCCCCAUUUCUUACACCAGUGUUUCUUAAUCCUGGUCCUGGCAUCCAAAGGGGUACACAGUUCAGUUUUUUCCUUAGCACUACGCACCUGAUUCAAAGCUUGAUGAUAAGUUGAUCAUUUUGAAUCAGCUGUGUAGUGCUAGGGCAAAAACCAAAACCUUGGGGUCCCAAGGACCAGGAUUAAGAAACACUGCACUACACUAAAGGCGUCCGCAUGCUUCCCAGCUGAAACGGUUCGGAACAGUUUGUGCAUAUAUUAUGACAUUUUGUGACGUUUUAGUCUUCUGCAAGGUUUUUUUCGGUUGUUCGUGCACAAAAUAGUUUUCUCGAGGCAAGCCGAAUUUGGCAGCCAAAGUCUAUGCCCCUUCCUCUGUGAUUGGUCAACAGUAGGGAUUCUUCAAUGAAGUGUUUGUCAUUUAAUGCGAAAGAGAUCAUUUUUAUGCACAUCUUUUCACUUGAGAAAUACUGCACCAAACAUGUAAAAUUGUGCGACUAAGAUCUCCUCUGCAAAAACAUCAAAAUAAAUACAAUUUAUUGUUGGCUUAUUUUGACUAUUUUGAGGAAUAGUAUACUUGCUACGGCAUCUCAAAAUUGACAAACAGUACUAUUUCCGCUUUUUCCUUGUUUUUAAGCGAAGGUCUUAAGGAAGUAUGCGAGCACACUUGUUUGUUUUACCUAGACGAGUUCUACUUGCAAGGCGCCAGUCGAACUGAAGCAUGCUGAUGCCUUAAACCCAAUCUAGCCCGCACCACCCCUACCCCCUCUCAGCCUUCACAGGUACCAUUCUAUCCCUAUCCCCCCCAUCUCUGCUUCAGAACUGGCAGUGACGGGGAUAGUAGUGGGGUGAGGUGCAGAUAUCGGUCUAUCGCCUACACUCUGAACUCCAUACUACUUAACAUCUAGAGAUAAAAACACUCAGUGAGUAAGUUGUAAUACUGAGCUUUUUUUCCCCCCUCUUCCCGCCCUCCAGUUGUUGUUGGACUGUGGUCUGGGCAGCAGCGGUUCAGCGGAGGGCAGAGAGGUGGUGGUGGCCCAACACAGAGUGCUGAUCUUCUGUCAGCUGAAAAGCAUGCUGGACAUCGUGGAGCACGACCUGCUCAAGCCCCAGCUGCCCACCGUCACCUACCUGCGACUUGACGGCAGCGUGCAGGCGAGCCUGCGCCACUCCAUCGUCUCAAGGUGAGAAAGGUGCCAAACAAGAGUUGGUGUCAAACAAGGAAUACUGGAAUACUCUUAGUAGUGUUGCCAGCAAACCAAAAAAUGAAGGGAGCUCCCAUCUAUUGUUUUUAUGACAGGACACCUUAGAAGUAGUUUAAGAGACAGGUAUUGGGCGCAGACAGUAGGCAGAGCCGAGGCUCGAACCCACGUCGUCAGGGGGUAUAUGUAGUCCGUAGUCAGGAGCUUAGACGGCUACACCAGACUCCGGCACAGUCCGUGCCUUUGCUGUAAUGUCACCCAUUGUGUAACUCACAAAUUUGAUCUGGAUUUAAAGGCACUGUCCUUCUCUCAGCCUCAUCUCACGUGGUCCUCUUCCCCUCUUUCACCCUCUUGCUAUCUCCUGUGCUCGGUCACGCUCGCUUUCAGGUUCAACAAUGACCCCUCCAUUGAUGUGCUGCUGCUCACCACUCAUGUGGGUGGUCUGGGUCUGAACCUGACUGGCGCUGACACGGUGGUGUUUGUGGAACACGACUGGAACCCCAUGAGAGACCUACAGGCCAUGGACCGCGCCCACAGGAUAGGACAGGUAUACUACUGCCUCUGCAUAGACACACAUACCCCUUUUCACACUACUGAGCCAAGCCGAGCUGUACUUGGCUGGCCUGGUUAAUCAUCCACCGUAGUUGCUGGAACCGUGCUAGAAAGGACAAUGUCAAAGAAAAGAUCCAGGCCAGCACAGUGCGGUUUGGGUCGGCCCUAUAGUGUGAAUCGGGCAAUGGCGUGUUUGAGGGGAUCAGUUUGAGCAUGCCGAGGCGGAGAAUCACUAAAUCUGUGCGUGCCGACUGCAAUGUAGUUGAUCUCAAACAUGCGCACCGGCUUGGCAGUUGGCAGUCUAUGUAGUGAAAAGUGACAUAUUUGUAAUAGUGUCUUUUUUUGUUGUUGCAGAAACGCGUGGUGAAUGUGUAUCGUCUGAUCACGCGGGGCACCCUGGAAGAGAAGAUCAUGGGCCUGCAGAAGUUCAAGAUGAACAUCGCCAACACGGUCAUCAGCCAGGAGAACGCCAACCUGCAGAGUAUGGGCACCGACCAGCUCCUCAACCUCUUCACCCUGGACAAGGUCAGUAGCUCUCCCUUGGGUACACACACUUAUGCACUCUCUCUUUCCUCGUCUUCUUGGUCAUCUUCAUGGUCAUGCUACUCUUUCACUUACACAUCCAUUUAACCUUUUUUUUUUUUUUUUUUUGCCUGUCCAACGUGUAUAUGUUUCCGUCUCUCUAACUGGUCUCUCUCUGUCUAGGAUGGGAAGGAUGAUAAGGGUGAGUCGUCAUCCUCAGGAGGGAAAGCCUCCAUUAAGAACGUGCUGGACGGUCUGGGGGACCUGUGGGACCAGCAGCAGUAUGACACAGAGUACAACCUGGACAGCUUCAUGCACGCUCUCCACUAGCUUCUCUUACCCAGCCAGACUAAACGAUGCUCAUCCCCAUCCACCUCCAGCCUAGCAGGGUCAUUCUAGACAGCCCUCAGGAUGCUCAUCUCAGAAUGGGAUCCCCCUCACACGCACAAGUUUAGCCACAUUGACAUUCGCCCAAGCCCCAAGGAUUCUGUUUUCAAAUCCCCCCCCAACAACAACAUCCAGGGUUCAGUGCUAUCUGCCAGUCUGAUUCUAGUUAUCCCUAUGGCUCCCUCAGUAUUCUCUCACCCGAAGGCCUACUGACUUGACCACCUAAAAGCCUUCCCAGCUUCAGUCCUGUCUGCCCUGUGCCCUCUUUUCCCAGGGGGACAGAGGAGCAGGGCCCUCUAGUCUCUCCUUGGGACUGCCUGUACAGUGGAGCAGCAAGAUGGGACUCCCCAGAGACUCCUCCAGCCCUGUGGUGGUUCUCCUUAUAAUCUGCAGUCUUAAAGCACUCUGGCACCCACUAUUAGAGGACUACCAGUGCUCUAUUGACAUAUGGCCAAAAACAAGAUGUGUGAUUGAAAGAAAGAGGGGGAGGCAGGGAUUGUUGUGAGCUGACUUAUAGGAACACACCCCAGUGUGCUGGCUCUUUAUAGCGGGCUACUGGAUUGUGCUGUACUGGGUUGUAGACCUGUGACUGUAGAUGACUCCUAUCCCCAGGUGGCGCUCGUCUCCCCACAGAUGUCCUGUGUAAGCACAUUCAUUUGACCUUUCUCAGCACAGAACUCUUAUCAGUCAACUGGCCUGGCACAUGAUUGGAAAAGCUAUGGUCAUGGCCAGUGCUGCUCCUCCCCAACCUUGUGAAAUGUUACUCUGAAUGGCACUGCACUGAAGCAGCAGCACAGGGAAUUAUACAGUGGGGCCAAACUGAAAUGGGCCCCCAAAGAGGACUUGUCACAGAGUUUUAAGAAGAAAAUGUAGACCUGUAAAUAUUAAUGUAGUUGUUGCUUUUUGUUUAAACUAAUAGAAUUAUAAUAAAUUCUACAG